This is a messenger RNA of Menidia menidia (Atlantic silverside), 351 nucleotides long. Lineage: Eukaryota; Metazoa; Chordata; Actinopteri; Atheriniformes; Atherinopsidae. The record is from the annotation of a GenBank genome assembly.
AUGAAGACAGCCAUGGCCAAAGGGAUCCUGGCAAAGCUCUCCAAGCUAAAGACCAUCUACCUGCUUGUGAUGUUUGCCAAACUCCUUAGCAUAACUGAAGGGCUUCAUCGGUACCUGCAAGGGGAGAGUUAUGACCUGGGUAGAGCGGCUCAGCAUAAAAUGGCAACUGUUCAAACCCUGACAGAUCUCCGCACAAAUGCAGGGGCUGAGGAUGUGUUUAUGAAGGCCAGAACCAUAUGGGAAGAAAAACCACCUCCAGCUCCCUGUUGGUCCCAGGCAGAAACAAAAAAGAUUGGAACAGUUUUUGGUGGAGUCAGCCUAUGGGUCAACCUCCAACUCUACCACCUCUGA